AGAGCUGUUCAAAGCAGGAGUUGUUGCAGCCCAGCCCGAUCUAGAUGCUUUCUGCUCAAGUGUCACAGUGGGACUUCCCUGGGGCAUCUUCGGAGGUGCCGGUACAAGAAUCUAAUUUCUGCGCUCUGUCUUGAAGAACUUUAUUAUACUGAAAGUCUAGACAGAAACACUGCAUGUUAGGAGGGGAGCAUCUUAUAGGAAAGUUUCUUCCCAACUCACUCAAAGUUUAGAGAUGAGAAACGUGCACCUGUGAUUCGUCUCAUUUACAGCUGACGUGAGAGGGGAUGGAGAACAAGGCCAUGUACCUGAGCACCUACGAGGAGAGGGAGAACGGCUCCUUGUUCGAGGAGAACUACGACGGGAGGAACCUCUCCAAGCUCAACCUCUGUGAUGAAGGCUCGGUCAGGAGGACCAGGAAGCAGGAUCAGUGCUGCAGCCACCUCAACUCCCUGGCCGCCAUCAAGUACGCCAUUGUGUCUCUCUACAUCCUGGUCCUCCUCAGUAUCUUCGGUCUUUGUCUGGCAGUCUCCAGGUCCCAGGUGUCCUCGGACAGACAGGAGGCUUUGAUGGAGAACGUGACCCGCAUGUCGGACCGCUCCCGCCAGCUCCAGCAGACCCUGGGAGACGUCUCCACCCAGGAAGACCUCCUGGAGAACAUCUGGAAACUGGAGAACCUGUUUCAGAACCACACCAACUCCCUCCACAGGCUGAGCCUGGUGAUGCAGGGCCUGGAGGCGCAGGUGAGGGCCCUGCAGAGCGGCUCCCAGCAGACAGAGGGCCUCCUGGUGCAGCUGGAGGACAGGGUGUACUCUCUGAGCAGCUCAACCCAUAGGAACGUGAGUGGUCUCAGCUCAGAGAUGGCCCGGGCUUCAGUCGAGCUGCGCGAGCAGGACCGUCUCUUCCGUGACACCAUGGGGCAGAUGAGCAGUUUGAGGGACAAGGUGGAGGAGGUCAAUUGGACGGUGGGGGCUGUCAAUCACACCUUCCACAGUGACAUCAGCAUCCACCAUCUGAAGAUACAGGAUCUGCAGGUUCAGAUCAGUAACAUCUCGGAGGACACCACCAGCCUGUGGGUAACCCACAUUCACAUGGAGGCCACGCUGAAGAACGAGAUGGAGAUCCUCAACACCAUCACUGAAGACCUCAGGCUGAAGGACUGGGAGCACAGCCUGGCCCUCAGGAACCUCACCGUCCUAGAAGGGCCUCCAGGACCAAAGGGGGAGAAGGGUGACACAGGCGCGCUGGGGCCCCCUGGUGUACCUGGGUUGACUGGCAUGAGAGGCUUCACAGGAGAGAAAGGUUUCCCAGGGCCUAGGGGUCAGAAGGGGUCAGGAGGAGAGGAUGGCAUACAGGGGGAUAAAGGAGACAUUGGACCUAUGGGGCCUAAAGGUGACAGAGGAGAGAGGGGGCCGAAGGGGGCGAAGGGAGACAGAGGCGACCGAGGAGAGAAAACAGUGGAGGAGACUCUGGUGCGUCUGGUGAAUGGAUCAGGACCCCACGAGGGGCGUGUGGAGGUGUUCCACGAGCGGCGCUGGGGGACCGUGUGCGAUGACGUCUGGGACAGGACGGACGGAGACGUGGUGUGCAGGAUGCUGGGAUACCAAAAAGCCACCGAGAUCCACAAGACGGGACGCUUUGGACAAGGUACUGGUCUGAUCUGGAUGGAUGACGUGGCGUGCCUUGGGACAGAGGACUCCAUCCACCAGUGCCAAUUCUCAGGCUGGGGCAAGACCAACUGUGGACACGUCGAGGACGCGGGGGUGACCUGCGCCACCUAGCAUGAGUUUCAGCAACACACACAUACACACACAUGGCAUGCUUACACACACACAUCUUUCCUUCAUCACACUAAACGUACUCCACAAUCCUAACACCACUGACUCGCACACAUACACGUGUUGUCUCUAAAUGUAUGUCCUGGUACGGACUUUGAGGAUGCUGUGUAAAAUGCAGCAGCAACUACCGUUUUGUGUAUCACUCUCUGAGGGCCUUGUGUAACCUUUGGAGAGUUGGGACUGUAGGACUGCACACACACCGCCAUCUUAGCUUUGGGAACGUUCACUUAAACACUGAGGGAUGAAACCACAACGGACAAUAGGACAGAGUCCUCCACCCUCGCCAAGGACUGGCGACCUGAGGACUCUAACGUGGAUGCUAACUUGCCCUCCAUACCAACGCCUGCUCUUUGCUCUUCUCUGUGUACGCUGAAACAUCGCUGGUGGGGAUGCCUCUCUUAGCUGAAUCCUGUUUAGUGCCCCGAACCAGCCGCUGAAAAAAAGGUUCAUCCACCGACAAGCGUUGAUGGAUGAAGCGAUGACAAGAGGGAGAGGAGCGCAGCGAGGAGAGAGCGAAAAGACAGAACAAUCGGUGCUGUGUUGCCAGGCACCGGCGAUAGUCUUCUGUGAGAUUUAUGAGAGCGUGUCCGUCGAGGCUUCGUUCACUCAGGCCUCGGAGCUGAGGAACUCCAGAAGGAUGACUCUGGGUCCUCUCUGCUGGCUCAUUGUUACUGUGCUCCCCGCGCUUCUUUAUGUCUCUCUGUUUCUGCCUGUCGCUCACUCUGUCUCUCAUUCUCUCUCUGUCUUCAUCCUAGGUGUCACUUGCAGGGGUUUUGAGAAUCAGCUCAAAACACUACCACGUCUUUCCAUCUCUUUUUCCGUCCCUCCCUCUCUCUCUCUCGCUCUCUCUCUCUCUGGCUUUAGUUGCAGGGGUGGUUUAGAGUAGCGUUAGGUUUAUGUAUGGAAACCAUGACUCUGACCACAAGAGCAGACAGAUGACAAGCCCAGGCUCGGUGAUGGAACGGGAAGGGAAGUCAAAUGUGCGUGGUCACACUGAGGUUUCUCACAGGCAAUGGAAUGGACAGAUCAAAACAAGCUCAAAAGCAUCAUAAACUAUGCAGUGCUUUCACACGUCGAGUCCGGAGGGAAUGGCUGUGAAUUGGUCUCCUUCAGGUCUUUCUGUCUCAGAUGGAAUGGAACUAUGAUUUUAACACACCUCACAUGCAGAUGCAGCCACACAUACACACACACACACACACACACACACUAGACUAAUUCUCUGUGUUUUUGUUAUUAGUAAUUCAUUUUGGCAAAGUCCUGUUGGCUCCAGACAGCCUUUCCCUAACAGCCUGUCUGAGUGUGCUGCUCUGGAGGUGUACAGACAAUAGCUCUCCUGCUUACUGAGACAACAGCCAAAGACAAUACACACACACACACCCAGAUAGUAGUUGUACUGGCAACAAUGCAAUUGUAGAUUUACAGUCUUUGCUAGGUUCUUGUUAGGAGAAAGAGAAAUAUGCUGACUGGAAUUCUUUCCAAAUAUUUUCUUAGGAAUAACGUAUAGAAGGGGGGUGAUCACUUCUGGAGUCUUGCUGUCUCUGAUAUUGAACAGUUCAUAUUGAGGUGAUUAUGAUACAAGACAAUUAUAAACAACGGGACACUUUCCAAAUGAGCACAGCAGAAUACAAAAUAAAUGUUUUAGACACACUGCCUCGCAAUGUAUCCUUUCUCUCUCUUUCUGUCUGCUUCUUUAUCUGCGUUUCUCUUUCUGCUUCCAUACAUCUGGUGUGUGAACCCAAAGCUCCCUAUUCAAAAACGACCUAUGAAACAUCGGCAUCCAGAACUGGCCUAUCAAAUAUCACGUUGAUGAGAGGGUGAUGGGUGCAAUGCUGAGAUAGCACCAGUCUGAUUGUCCAUGCCUUGAUACAGUACAUUACCCUGGCGAAUUCUACCGUGCAUUUGAUCUGGUGCACAGCUAAUCUGGUCUGGCUGUGACAGAACCUUGGGAUUGAUGGAGCAAACGUAUGUAGAAUAAAGGGAUAACACCUCACCAGCAAAGUUUGUUUGAAAUAUCUGUGACACAAUUACAUUUUUGCAUACUUUUACUUUAACUCAAUUGAGGUAACUCCUCCAGGGGAAUCCAUAAAUCAUGGUUAUGGAGACCAACUUUAUAGUAUUCUGUGUUCCAUGAGUUUUUUUAAGGUUUGGAUUGUAGUCCAAUCACACUUGUUUGUUUGUGUGGGAGUGUAAAUAUGGGUUUCUCCCUGUGCUGGUCAUAAUAAGACACAUGGGCUUUCAUGGAGGGGUAGAACAAAUUGAAAGCAGAAGAAUACAUUGUGUGAUACACCCUUACAACAGCUUCUAUGUGAAUACUAUUCCUGUGUUGUUUUGUACCCGGUUUUAAUGUACUGCUGAUGUAUUAAAGUGAGUUUGUUUAUA
Molecule: messenger RNA, 4214 nt
Organism: Osmerus eperlanus (European smelt)
Lineage: Eukaryota; Metazoa; Chordata; Actinopteri; Osmeriformes; Osmeridae
Gene: scara5
Product: scavenger receptor class A, member 5 (putative)
Exons: 10
Coding region: 285-1778 (497 amino acids)
Biological process (GO): iron ion transmembrane transport
Cellular component (GO): terminal bouton; synaptic cleft; dendrite
Molecular function (GO): ferritin receptor activity
Source: RefSeq, a predicted model, not a curated record